AAUCUCCAAAUCCCAAACCCCACCAUUGUUUCAAUUUUUUUUCUCACUCUCACUCACGUCGCGUCUCUCUCCCUCCAGCCUUCUCUGACCUCUGACUCCGCGCCCACAGUCCCACGCUGCCCUGCCACUGCCAAGCCAGCCACCUUCCCCUCCUCCCGAUCUGGCCGCGGGGCCGAAACCCUACGCGCGCAUGGAUCCCGCCUCGUCGGUCGCCGCCGAGCUCUGGCGGACGCCGCACCACCGCCUCGAGGCAUCCUCCGUCGUCACCACCGCCGACCGGGGCAACGGCGUACGCUCCGGCGCCGGCAGUUCCAGCCGCAGGAGGCCGCGCCGCGACGCGCCUGCGGCUGCGGCAGCGCCCGAGGAGGAGUCGUCCAAGCUCGUCUCCACCUCCGGUGCCGCCGCCGCCGCCGAGGACUCGGCUGAUCCAGAAGCAAAAAGUUUGAAGCUGAUGACAUCUGAUGAUAACAAUGAUAAAAUAAGGACAGAAGCUGAAACAAAUUCAGGGAAUGCUAGCAAGUCUGUUGAUAAAAAACCUACACCACAAGAGCCACCGAAACAAGACUAUAUCCAUGUGAGGGCAAGAAGAGGUCAAGCAACGGACAGCCAUAGCCUUGCAGAAAGAGCACGGCGAGAGAAGAUAAGUGAACGGAUGAACACUCUCCAGGAUCUUGUCCCUGGAUGCAAUAAGGUUAUCGGGAAAGCAUCAGUCCUUGAUGAGAUAAUAAAUUACAUCCAGUCUUUACAGCAUCAAGUGGAGUUUUUGUCCAUGAAGCUUGAAGCGGUUAAUGCUCAUAUGAACAAUGGAAGUGUAGCUUUUCCAUCUAAAGAUAUUGGUGCUCCGCCAUAUAACACGGCUCCGGGUCUGUCAUUCGAUCCACAAACACUAAGGGAAUACGCCCAGGGCUUGACAUCAGAAUGGCUUCACAUGCAGAUUGGCAAUGCUUAUGAAAGAGUGACAUGAAUGAAACGAGGAAACCCAUAAAACAAAAUUUCCUCGUGGUGGCCAAUAAAGAGUACCAGGAUUAAACGAAGUCCGUGGUCCUAGGUUUAUUUUUUCCCCUGGUUAUCUUGUCGCCAAAGUUGUUUUAUUCCUUGUUUGGGCCGGGCAUAAUGCCGUAGGUACAUUCACCUAGGAGCAAGCAUGGUCUUUUUCCAUCUGCAUCUGUGUACGGAUUUUGUGAUAUGCUUGUGUGAUGUGUCUCGGGAAAUUUCUGUACCUCAGAUUGAUACAAGAAAAGAUGGAAAUAUUGUUGUAUGGCUA
This is a messenger RNA of Phragmites australis (common reed), 1264 nucleotides long. RefSeq names its product transcription factor BHLH094-like. Gene Ontology annotation, biological process: regulation of DNA-templated transcription. Bases 191 to 964 code for a protein of 257 amino acids. The transcript is spliced from 6 exons. Gene Ontology annotation, cellular component: nucleus. NCBI's taxonomy places the organism in Eukaryota, Viridiplantae, Streptophyta, Magnoliopsida, Poales, Poaceae. The record is from RefSeq and is a predicted model, not a curated record. Gene Ontology annotation, molecular function: DNA-binding transcription factor activity; protein dimerization activity.